AUGGUGCCUUCGCGUUCUUGUGCCGUCGGAAAGGAUGGCUUUCGGUUGCGUGGGCUCACUGGCCAGCUUUCUGCUCUCGGACGGCAAAAGCGUUGGGAGGAGGCACUGAGUCUGCUUUUGUUGGAGCAGGAGGCGUCCAUCCGGGCGGAUGUCGUCGCCUUCACUGCCCUAGUACGGGCCUGUGGCAGGGCCCCGGCUAAGGCAUGGCCAGCCGCCAUCGCCACGCUCUGUAACAUGGAGGACCGGGCUGUGGCACCGGACGUGAUGAGCCUAGGAGCCGGAAUCGAUGCCUGCGCCAAAGCCAGUCGUUGGCUGCCGUCCUGCAUCCUGUUGCAAAGAUUGCGGACUUGGGCCUGCGAAGCAAACGUCAUCGUUUUCAACAGUGCGAUCACUGCAUGUCAGCGGAGCUCUGAGUGGGCUGCUGCCUUUCGACACCUUGGGCUCAUGGGCUGCAGUGCCAUGCAGCCGGACGUCAUCACGCAGAAUUCCCUGAUCACGUCCUGUGGCAGCGGCACCCGCCUAGGAGAAUCUCUUUGGGACGAUGCCUUGGAGCUCUUCCAGAGCUUCCACGGUUUACAGCGGAGCCUUGUGACGCUGAACGCUGUUGGCGCCGUUUUCCGUCGUGAGCGUUGGGAGAUGGUUUUCGACACCUUCAUGAUCCUGGGUCAGCGAGGCAUGCAGCCGGACACCGUGUCGUCGGGGACGCUGGUGACUGCCUGCGUCAGUGGCACACACUGGCAGCGCGUCUUGCAGCAGCGGAUGCUACAUGGUACCGGCCUUGUCACUCUGAAUGCAGCGAUCUCAUGCGAAGGCUGGCGUGAGUCAUUAUUUUUGGCCCAGCAGGCAGCCACCGGGGAGUUCGGCUGCCAUGUGGACACGAUCACCUUCAACACAGCUGCGAGUGUCUGCGAGAAGGCACACCGUUGGGAGGAGGCUAUGCUCUUGCUUGAAGCUCCGCACGAUUUCAGGUUGAGCCCAGAUGCCUGUACUUACAAUGCAGCGCUGAGUGCGUGCGAGAAGUGCAGCCAAUGGGAGAAGGCUCUGCAAAUUCUGUUUCGCAUGACGGACAAGAGGGUCAGCCCAGAUACAAUUUCUUACAAUGCUGCAAUAGCGGCGUGUGAGUCAUCAUGGGAGAGUGCUUUGGCACUCAUGCAGGCCAUGCAGGCUGGGCGCAUGGCCCCGGACCAGAUCAGCUAUCACAGUGCUAUCGGAGUAUGCACAGCCAGCCAGCAGUGGGAAACAGCCUUGUGUUUGUGCCGGAGCAUGCACCGAGAGAGCAUCCGCAUAGAUUCAAUCUCUGUUAGCUUGGAGAUGAGUGCCCAGGAGAAGGGGCGGAGAUGGCAACAUGCACUCAGUGCAUGUCGCAGUAUGGAUCUGAUGGGAUUGCAAAACAACCACUUCACCUACGGUGCCACGUUGAGCGCUUGCAAAGGUCAGUGGCAUGUGGCCUUGACCCUGCUGGAGGACCUAAUUUCACUCCCAGGGAUUCCGCACCUAAAUGAGUCAGUCGGCUUCGGUUCCAAACGGGUAUAA
Molecule: messenger RNA, 1533 nt
Organism: Symbiodinium sp. CCMP2592
Lineage: Eukaryota; Dinophyceae; Suessiales; Symbiodiniaceae
Source: the annotation of a GenBank genome assembly